UUAUAAUUUCUAUCUCUACUUCUAUUGUUCUACACCAUUCGUCUCUCUCUUUAAACUCCCUAUAAGUCUGUAACUCGUCUACCACCACGAAACUUUGAAUCCCGAAGCUGCCACCACCGUCAUUGCGUCUCCUCUCUCUCCCUACCGCCCUUGUAACUCUGCUCUCCCUCUCGCUUUAAAUGGAAAUCUGAAAAACACAACAAAUCACGGUACUAAUUGAAGGUGGAGGAAGAAUUUUUGGAGAAAUAAUUUGAUUUUGUUUCCGGUGAAUCAAACAUUUGAAAAAAUUUAAGGUGGAGGAAGGAAAAAUGAGAGAAGAAAUGGAGGAUUCGAACUGUAAUUGAGGAGAAAAAAGGACGGGAGCAAAAAAAUCAAUAACUGGGGCGACGAUGGAGUCUUGUGCAAGGGGUGCAUCGUCUGUGUGUGUUUGUUGUUGUUCUUGUCCAAUCAAACAUAAGCAGCGAGGAAUUGAUGUUAAAGGAAGUGGGGGUCGUCGUGUAGGUGUAGUGGGUGUAGGUGUAGUAGGUGUAGUAGGUCUAGGUCUAGGUCUAGGCAGCAUAGUUCAUGAUCAGCAUCGAAGAGGGGAACUAGUACAGGUAAGGGCAGCAGCACAGGGAGGAGGCCUUCUGAAUUUGGGAAAUAUGUUGUUCAAUUUCAAGGGUGGCGACCCUGCUGAAUCCACCAGGCAGCAGUAUGCAUCCACCGUCUCUCUCAUUAAUCAGUUGGAACCCCAAAUUUCUGCUCUUUCUGAUUCCCAACUCAGAGACCGGACUUCUCUCCUUCGCCAGCGCGCUCUUUCCGGCGAAUCUCUAGACUCUCUUCUUCCGGAAGCCUUUGCUGUUGUCAGGGAAGCCUCCAAGAGGGUCUUAGGCCUUCGUCCCUUUGAUGUGCAACUCAUUGGAGGCAUGGUCCUCCACAAAGGAGAAAUAGCAGAAAUGCGAACUGGAGAAGGCAAGACAUUAGUUGCCAUAUUACCGGCCUAUCUCAAUGCUUUGACUGGUAAAGGAGUUCAUGUUGUCACUGUUAAUGAUUAUUUAGCCCGCCGUGAUUGUGAGUGGGUUGGUCAAGUUCCUCGUUUUCUUGGUCUCAAGGUUGGCCUUGUUCAGCAGAACAUGCCAAGUGAAGUAAGGAGGGAAAAUUACUUGUGUGACAUCACAUAUGUCACUAACAGUGAGCUUGGAUUUGAUUUUUUGAGAGAUAACCUUGCCACGAGUGUCGAUGAGCUCGUACUCAGGGGUUUCAAUUUCUGCGUUAUUGACGAGGUGGAUUCUAUACUUAUUGAUGAAGCAAGAACUCCGUUGAUUAUAUCUGGAUCUGCUGAAAAGCCUAGUGAUCGUUACUAUAAAGCAGCAAAAAUUGCAGCUGCCUUCGAACAAGACGUACACUAUACAGUUGAUGAGAAGCAGAAAACAGUUCUACUCAUGGAGCAGGGGUAUCAAGAUGCUGAAGAGAUUCUAGAUGUUGAGGAUUUGUAUGAUCCUCGAGAGCAAUGGGCACUAUACAUUCUCAAUGCAAUCAAGGCGAAAGAACUAUUUUUGAAAGAUGUGAACUAUAUAAUUCGUGGUAAUGAGAUCCUUAUAGUGGACGAGUUCACUGGCCGGGUAAUGCAGGGGAGGCGAUGGAGUGAUGGGCUUCACCAGGCUGUGGAAGCCAAAGAAAGUUUACCUAUACAAAAUGAAACAAUAACAUUGGCUUCAAUUAGCUAUCAGAACUUCUUUCUUCAGUUCCCUAAACUUUGUGGGAUGACCGGCACCGCCGCUACUGAAACUGCAGAAUUUGAGAGUAUAUACAAACUCAAAGUUACUAUUGUUCCCACGAACAAACCCAUGAUACGGAAGGAAGAAUCCGAUGUUGUGUUUAGAGCCACAACUGGAAAAUGGCGGGCGGUUGUGGUGGAAAUAUCAAGAAUGCACAAGACAGGACGACCGGUGCUUGUGGGGACAACAAGUGUUGAGCAGAGCGAAUUACUGUCUGAGCAAUUGCAUCAAGCUGGUAUCUCUCAUGAGGUUCUCAAUGCAAAACCUGAGAAUGUUGAAAGAGAAGCAGAGAUUGUGGCCCAAAGUGGUCGCUUAGGAGCAGUAACUAUUGCUACAAAUAUGGCUGGUCGUGGAACAGACAUCAUUCUUGGCGGUAAUGCUGAAUUUAUGGCAAGGCUGAAAAUUCGAGAGAUGCUUAUGCCAAGGGUAGUUAGGCCAGGUGAUACAGGAUUUGUUUCCUUGAAGAAGCCUCCUCCUAUGAAAACUUGGAAGGUAAAAGAAACUUUGUUCCCUUGCAAACUGUCUCUUGAAAACACCAAAUUGGUUGACGAAGCAGUGCAAUUGGCUGUAAAAACCUGGGGGAAGAGGUCAGUAAGUGAGCUUGAAGCAGAGGAAAGACUUUCUUACUCAUGUGAAAAGGGUCCUGCUCAAGAUGAAGUCAUUGCAAAGCUUCGCCAUGCAUUUCUGGAAAUUGCUAAAGAGUAUAAAACUUACACAGACGAAGAGAAGAAAAAGGUGGUGUCAGCUGGCGGGCUUCAUGUCAUUGGAACUGAACGCCAUGAAUCACGUCGUAUUGACAAUCAGUUACGUGGUCGAAGUGGGAGGCAAGGGGAUCCUGGAAGUUCUCGCUUCUUCCUUAGCCUUGAAGAUAACAUCUUUCGGAUAUUUGGUGGUGACCGUAUACAAGGUCUUAUGAGAGCUUUUAGAGUUGAAGACUUGCCCAUUGAGUCAAAGAUGCUGACGAAAGCACUUGAUGAAGCUCAGAGGAAAGUGGAAAAUUAUUUUUUUGAUAUACGGAAGCAAUUAUUUGAGUAUGAUGAAGUAUUAAACAGCCAAAGAGACCGAGUUUAUGUGGAGAGAAGGCGAGCCCUUGAGUCUGACAGUCUUGAAUCCCUGCUUAUUGAGUACGCUGAGCUAACAAUGGAUGAUAUACUAGAGGCAAAUAUUGGUUCUGAUGUGCCGAAGGAAAGCUGGGAUCUUGAAAAGCUCAUUGCAAAACUUCAACAGUAUUGUUAUCUGUUGAAUGAUUUAACCCCACAGUUGCUCUCAGACAACUGUUCAACUUACGAAGAUUUGCGAGAUUACCUUCAUCGUUGUGGUCGUGAGGCAUACCUGCAGAAAAAGGAAAUGGUGGAAAAACAAGCACCAGGCCUGAUGAAGGAAGCAGAGCGAUUUCUUAUCUUGAGCAACAUUGAUCGCUUAUGGAAGGAACACUUGCAAGCUAUUAAAUUUGUUCAGCAAGCUGUAAGCCUUCGUGGUUAUGCACAAAGGGAUCCACUCAUAGAAUACAAGCUGGAGGGCUACAAUCUCUUCUUAGAAAUGAUGGCACAGAUAAGAAGAAAUGUUAUCUACUCCGUUUACCAGUUUCAACCGGUGUUGGUGAAGGAUCAAGAGCAGCAGAAGAAGGGAAACUUCGAUAGCAAUGUAAAAGAUAGUAAAACUGGUGAUGCAAAUCCUAAUCCACUCAGUUCUGUGGAAUCCUCAUCAUCUGCUAGUGUUUAAAAUAAAUCCUCUUUCUUCCCCCGAAUUAGCGCCUCUGAAUUGAUUGCUGCUUACUCCUCUGUGUAAAUUAGAACUACUAAAAUUGCUAAAGUAUGUCAGUUUAAUAAUAUACUAUGAAGCACAAAUGUGCUAUGAUAUAAAUGUACAAAAAGUUUUUUUUUUUUAUAUAGAUAACGUUUCUUACUUUAGUUUAUUGUAAUGAAAAUUUUCAUUUUUUAACAUAUUAAUUUUUCUGGUCA
Beta vulgaris subsp. vulgaris (sugar beet) is the source of this 3718-nucleotide messenger RNA. Its product is annotated as protein translocase subunit SecA, chloroplastic. NCBI's taxonomy places the organism in Eukaryota, Viridiplantae, Streptophyta, Magnoliopsida, Caryophyllales, Amaranthaceae. The record is from RefSeq and is a predicted model, not a curated record. The transcript has 21 exons. Gene Ontology annotation, cellular component: membrane. Gene Ontology annotation, molecular function: ABC-type protein transporter activity; ATP binding. The coding region runs from base 390 to 3479 and encodes 1029 amino acids. Gene Ontology annotation, biological process: protein targeting; protein import.